Molecule: messenger RNA, 1811 nt
Organism: Xenopus laevis (African clawed frog)
Lineage: Eukaryota; Metazoa; Chordata; Amphibia; Anura; Pipidae
Gene: necap1.L
Product: NECAP endocytosis associated 1 L homeolog
Exons: 8
Coding region: 287-1105 (272 amino acids)
Biological process (GO): endocytosis; vesicle-mediated transport
Cellular component (GO): membrane; clathrin-coated vesicle membrane; plasma membrane
Source: RefSeq, a predicted model, not a curated record
UCAGCAGCGCUGCCCCCACUAGAUCCUUCCAGCCGGCCCCCUGAGUGCAGUUCUACAGGGGAGGGAGCGCUGACUCCUCAGCCAUUUUCUCUCCCUCGUGGAACCCACCACCGACCCCACUGAGAAUUGGAUGUCACGUGACACGUCGACCUGUUAUCCCGAUGACAAAAAAAGGCAGCAUCUCACUUCCGGUCAGGCGGCAAUUCCCUCUCCUCGUCUUUCCAGUGAGCGCCCGGAUGCUGUCUCCAUGGUGACGGGCGGAAGUCAGCUGUCUGGGUAGCUAAAGAUGGCGGCUGAGGCGGAGUACGAGUCGGUGCUGUGUGUAAAGCCUGAUAUCAGCGUGUACCGGAUCCCUCCGCGGGCAUCGAACCGAGGAUACAGGGCCUCUGACUGGAAACUGGAGCAGCCGGAUUGGACAGGGAGAAUGAGACUCACCUCCAAAGGGAAUGUCGCUUUCAUCAAGUUGGAGGACAAAGUGUCAGGAGAGCUCUUCGCUCAGGCGCCGGUCGAUCAGUUUCCUGGCCUUGCAGUGGAGACAGUGACAGAUUCCAGCCGAUACUUUGUUAUCAGGAUUCAAGAUGGAAACGGAAGAAACGCUUUCAUUGGCAUCGGUUUUUCUGAUCGGGGCGAUGCCUUUGACUUCAAUGUAACUUUGCAGGAUCACUUUAAAUGGGUCAAGCAGGAAUCAGACUUAUCUAAGGAACCUGUAGGACAGGACAAUCAACCCAAACUCGAUUUGGGAUUCAAAGAAGGUCAAACAAUCAAGCUUAAUAUUGGGAAUAUUAAAAAGAAGGAUGGCUGUAAUAAGCCGAGAGCAGGCGCUGGAACUGGCAGUUUUACCCUGCUGCCUCCACCUCCUGGGGGUAAAAUUUCUGCCCCACCAGUAUCUGUGUCCAGUUCAGUCCCAGUUGCGAAUCAUGUGACCCCCCCACCACUGCAGCCCCCCGAUUCUACAAGCCCAGACAUCCUACUAGACUUGGACUUGGACACCCCAGUGGCAGCAGCUAAAGCCGCCGGUACCUCGUCAGAACUUUGGGGAGAUUUCAGUACCGCAGGCAGUGCGUCCUCUCAGGCUCCGCAGGCCACUAGUUGGGUUCAGUUCUAACGGCUGACGUGAGACUCUUGUCUCCUCUGGAGAAGAAAAGGGCCCCUCGGCGCUGACAGGGGCCCCAGCACGACUAGAACACGUAUCAUUGUGAUGCUUUCAUUACCAGGCCGGGUGGGAUUCAGAGCUGGUAAUGUGUUGUACAAACAGAUUGGUAACGGGUCCUUCUGAUAGGUCAGAACUGCAUUUUUAUUCCCUUUAAUGUGUCUCUUUCCCUUUAUUAUGAAGUCUCGCUGCAACUGCCACUUUGCCUCUUAUAGGCAUAACUAGGGAAAGGGCUGUCCAUUCUGUCUGUGAUCCAUGUGACCCCCUCAUAGGCUGGAUAGAGCCACCAAUCAGCAUCAUCCCUCAGCCUGUGGCUUUACAUUCCACUAAACCCCACCCUCCCCCACGCAUGUCCCCUUGCUUAUGAAGGACAGAAUGUGUGUAUUAUACGUGUGGCAGUUGCUCCGCACUAUAUGGGGGGGGGUUGUUUAUGCUGCUCCUGUCAUCACUACGGAAAGACGGUGCUGCUCAUGUGCAAUUGGUUGUUAUUUUCAGUAGCCAUAUUUGUGGGGUGGGAGAGAGGGAGAACCCAUGAGCUUCGAUCUGUGUCUGUAUUUUUUGUUGUGUUACCAUGAAAAUGUAUUUAUUAUGUUGUGAACCCACUCCAACAAAUGUGUAUGUGUAUAUAGAUAUAUAUAACAAUAAAGUAACUGAACCAUGA